Messenger RNA from Nematolebias whitei (Rio pearlfish), 1718 nucleotides. RefSeq names its product keratin, type 1, gene c5 (gene krt1-c5). The transcript has 9 exons. Lineage: Eukaryota; Metazoa; Chordata; Actinopteri; Cyprinodontiformes; Rivulidae. Gene Ontology annotation, molecular function: structural molecule activity. The coding region runs from base 96 to 1382 and encodes 428 amino acids. The record is from RefSeq and is a predicted model, not a curated record.
GGAAAGCUGAUGCAGCAACAACAAUCCCUCUCACCACCAGGAGCGAAGCCUGAGCGAGGAAAGACCCUCUGAACAUCUGAGCCGCAUUGAGCACAAUGGCCUCCACUACCUCCAUGCGCAGCUUCUCGGUGCGACAGCCCUCCUUUUCCAGUGUGUCUGUGAGGGACAGUGGACGUAGCAUUCGCUCCAAGCCCCAUGUCUCCCCUCUGUCCACCAUCAACACGCUGUCUCUGUCCCGUUCUGUCUCAAUGGGAAAUGGCCUCAACAUGCUGGGCUCCAGCCUCUCCCUCAACGGCCUCGGCGCCAGCGAGAAGGAGACGAUGCAGGGCCUGAAUGACCGGCUGGCCAUCUACCUGGACAAGGUGAGGUCUCUGGAAAGGUCCAACGCUGAGCUGGAGGCAAAGAUCAAGCAGAUCAUGAUGGAGAAAACUCCAAAAUGUCAUGACAUCGACGGGAUGAUGGCUCAGGCACAUGCCAUCGGGCAAGAGGUGAGAAAGAGGACCCUGGAGAACGCCCGGAUCAUGCUGGAGAUUGACAAUGCCAAGCUGGCAGCCGAUGAUUUUCGGGUGAAGUGGGAAGCGGAAGCCUCUUUGUGCCAGUCUGUGGAGAGGGACUGUCAGGCUCUGAAGAGAGCGAAGGCAGACCAUGAUCAGAUCAUCGCCACCCUGAGAGGAGACCUGGACAGCCUGAAGGAGGAGCUGUACUACCUCAAGAAGAACCACGAUGAGGAGAUGAGCACCCUGAAGGCGCGUCUCACCAAUGAGCAGGUGAGCGUGGAGGUGGAUGCAGCUCAGGGGCCCGACCUGGGGGCCAUCAUCGCUGAGCUGAGAGUCCAGUAUGAAGGUAUUGCUCGCAAGAACAAGGAGGAGGCUGAAGCCUGGUACCUCAAGAAGUUGGAGGAGGUUCAGUCGGAGGUCAAAGAAAACAACGAGGCGCUGCGUUGUGCUCAGGGCGAGCUCAGUGAAAGGAAACGGUUCCUGCAGGCUCUGGAGGUCGAGCUCGACAGUCUCCGGAGACAGGUGAGCGUGUUGGAGGGGAACCUGGGAGAAACUGGACACAAAUACUCUGUGGAGAUGGACCGUCUUCAGGCCACACUGGUGCAGCUGGAGGACGAGCUGUCUCAGCUGCGUUUGGACAUGCAGCGCAACAAAACCGACUACGAGCAGCUGCUGCGCAUCAAGCAGAACCUGGAGAUGGAGAUCGCAACCUACAGGAGGCUGCUGGAAGGAGAGGAAAUGGUGAAACAAACUCCUCCGCCUCCUAAAAAAGACCCCGAGGUUCGCACCAGGAAGAUCGUAAAAGUCGUCACGCAGACGAUGAUUAAUGGGAAGGUGGUCGAUGAGUCCAGUGAGGUGGAGCAGAUCGAGGACAGAAAAAAAUGAGCCGAGACGAAGCGUCAAACCUGCCUCUAAUCCAAAGUCCCCCGGGGAUGACAUUUACACGACCGGUUUUCUUCUUUUUCUCCCUGGGGGUUGUUUUUAAAUGCAAGAAACAAAAUUGAAGAUUGAAGUUUGUCUAAACAUUAUUUUAUUCCACUACAAUCAAUAUAUAUCUGCUAUUUUCAUUCAACUUUGGCACCCUGAUCAGGUUUUAGGCUUUUUAAUGAUGGAUAAAUAAGUUAUUAUGUGUUGAAGUGGUCGAUAUUUGGUUUCCAAUGAUCCCAUGAAGGCCUUCAAACAAGUCUAGUUUAUUUUACUAAAUAAAUUAACAAUUUCAAA